Molecule: messenger RNA, 2547 nt
Organism: Musa acuminata AAA Group (dessert banana)
Lineage: Eukaryota; Viridiplantae; Streptophyta; Magnoliopsida; Zingiberales; Musaceae
Product: E3 ubiquitin-protein ligase RSL1-like
Exons: 3
Coding region: 776-2290 (504 amino acids)
Biological process (GO): positive regulation of proteasomal ubiquitin-dependent protein catabolic process; ubiquitin-dependent protein catabolic process; protein polyubiquitination
Cellular component (GO): cytoplasm; ubiquitin ligase complex
Molecular function (GO): nucleic acid binding; zinc ion binding; RNA-DNA hybrid ribonuclease activity
Source: RefSeq, a predicted model, not a curated record
AUUACGCCGCGUCUUUAACGCCACCUCCGUCGCUUUAAAGGAAUCUUCUUGCUCUUUUGCUGCCGCAGCUGCCGCCUUCUGAGCCCUGCCUUCGAUUCCAUUCCCGGUGACGCUUUCGUCUCUUUCCGAAGAAGACCGGCGGAAUAAAGAGGGCCCUCUUUUCGGGUCACGCGACUCCCGAGUCCCCUCUCUUUACGGUUCCCCUCGGGAAGUUUCUCCCGAACGCGAAGGCGUAAUCCGGAGGCGAUGGUUGGGGGAUCGGACGAGGGGUUCUUGGCGUCCUGCGAUACGGUUUUCGAUCGGUUGUAGAGGCGAAAGGAGCCUUCUUUUUCUGUUUCUGUGGGUCGAUUCUUGCGUGCUUGGUGGUUAAUUUGGGUUGUGGGUGUUUGUGGUGAUUGCUGGUGACGGGAUGGGGCCCCUCGAUUCCUUUUGCGUAGUCGAUUCUUGGUGAUUUUUGGUUUAGGAAUUCUAUGAUUUGGGGUGUUUUGGGCUUCGUAAUCGUGGGUUUGGAUCAAUUGGUGUUAAGAUCUAAGUGGACGAGCAGGAAGCUGCGAUUUCUCCGGUAAGGAUUUUAGAGUUGGGUUGAUUUGGAAGGAGUGGCUGACAGAUUCUCUGAAAAUUUGGCUUUUGGUUCCGUGUUGGAUUUGGUGAGUUAUGAGUUAAUUCUUUGGUUCAACACGGAUGAACGCUGAAAAAUAGUUCUUUUUUUUAAUCGAAAAAGAAGUUAUUUUUUGUGUGUGUUUUCCAAGGGUUUAGAAGCCACGGAAGCUGAAAAAUGGAGAACACGAAUAGCUUUGAAGAAUUGUUCGAUAAUUCCGAUGUAGAAGAUGAAUUCCAAAGCUGUUGUACAGAGGACGAGGAGUGGCAGGACACGGAGGAAUCUUUGGCCCAAGGGUUCAAGGAUGAUCUCGAUGAACUCUCGUUAAGGAUGUUCUUCAAGGGUGUCUCUGCCUCGGAUUUGCACAGUAAAGAAUCUAGGGUUUCUGGAAUUGGAGUAGUAAUGGAAAGGUCUCCUGGGAUUCCCUUAAUUCAAGUGCAGAAGAAGCUCGAUUUCCAUGUAGAAGCAUUGGUGGCCGAGCACUUGGCACUGAUGGAUGGUCUAUUGGCAGCUCUGCAGAAUGGUGCCCGAAGGCUCUAUGCGUUCACGGAUUCAGAGAAAGUUUAUUAUCAGAUAGCAGAAACAGAAAUACUUGAUGACCAACUUUUGGUAGCUCUAGGACACAGAAUUCUAGAACUUGCUGAUCAACUAGAAGAUUUUGACUUACAACUAGUUUCUAGUUUUGAACUAGAGAGGCCAUUGCGCUUGGCCAAAGAAGCAAUUGGUGACUGUGCAAUGGACACUUGUUCUAUCUGUAGUGAGGAAAAGAUAAGUUCCAAGAUGAUAAAGAUAAAUUGUUCUCACAAAUUUUGUUCUGAUUGCAUGUUUAUAUAUGUUGAACGCAAGUUAAGGACCUUACAGGUUCCUAUAAGAUGCCCACAAGCGAGAUGCAGAAAUUUUAUUUCAGUCAGUGAGUGCAAGUCCUUUCUUCCUGUUGCUAGUUAUAAGAUGCUAGAGAGAGCUGCAAUAGAAGCAGAUGCUCAUAAUGGAGACCGAAUCUUUUGCCCAUUUCAGAAUUGUUCAGGGUUGAUCAAUUGUGUCAAUCAUUUGUCUUCUAGAGCAAGCUCAUCAACUCAGCCAGACAUCAACUGUGUUGAGUGCCCAGAGUGUCACAGAGAUAUAUGUAUUGGCUGUCGUGUACCAUGGCAUUCUUUGAUGUCAUGUGAUGAGUAUCAGAACCUACCUGCAGAAGAGAGAGAUGCAGGGGAUAUCACUUUGCAUCAAUUGGCACAAAAUGCUAGGCAGAGACGCUGCCAGCAGUGCAGGCAAAUGAUUGAGCUCGCAGAUGGGGGCUACCACAUGACCUGCUGGUGUGGGCAUGAGUUCUGCUAUUUAUGUGGUGCUGAAUAUAGGAAUGGGAUUCAGACAUGUCAAUGUGCCUUUUGGGGUGAGAAUAGCCUGGAAUCCUCUGCAACGUCGAAUCAAGAGUCAGAGCUGUGGACUUGGGAGUCUUUUGAUUCUCUGCCGACGGUUAUGGAUGAGUACUCGGAGCAAGAAAGAGCACAACUGGCUCUGAUACAAAGGUUUCUUGCUGGAGGAUUCAGCCUUAGUGAACACCACCACCCUUCCCAAUCACCCCCUCGGUGUUCUGACUCAUACAUGGAUACCAUGAGAGACCUCCACCAGCUCCCAUGGCUCGAGAGGUUUGUAUCUGUGAUUAGUGAUAGCUACCAUGAGGAUUUUGUCCAGUGAAUUCAGUUCAGCAUCCUGCUGCACACUGUUUCUGGCUAAUAAAUGCUGGCAUUUCUCAAAACGUGGGGUAAAGGCGUACAGGUGAAUGUACAAACUCUUACCUCAUAAUAUAUAGGGUUUGCUAUCAAAAUAUUUGGUGCGUCGGAGACUGUUGUUGAUAAGUAGUAUGCUUGUAAUGGAAGUCAUAUUCUAGAAUCUAGAAAAUGUGGUACUGUGUGAAGGUUUGGUGAAGUAAAGAGUCGCUUCCAUUGAGUUAA